Molecule: messenger RNA, 1326 nt
Organism: Penicillium egyptiacum
Lineage: Eukaryota; Fungi; Ascomycota; Eurotiomycetes; Eurotiales; Aspergillaceae
Source: the annotation of a GenBank genome assembly
AUGACUCAGCCUGUUUGUGUCUUUGGCCCCCACGAAGUAGCUUUAUCGCGUGAGGCUCCGCAAUAUCCCUUUACACUCUUUUCUAUAUCUUUCCUUCGAUUAAAUUCCUUAAAACACGACAGACGCGACAAAAUGGGCAACCAAAAAACACCACCCAGUUCCAUAGUCUGCAAUAUCGCGGCUAUGCCGACCGAACUCGCUCAUCAAAUCAUCGAUGACCUGCGGGUAUGGGACAUCCUCAAGCUGCUAUGCUACGAUAAUGAUCGAGUAGACGCGUGCAUCAUGUCCCAUCCAAUCUGUCGCAACAUGUUGGGUGCCGACCCAAAGACUUUCGCAAAGUGGAAAUUCGCUGCCCACCUCUAUAAAGAUAUAUUCACGGCAGUGGGAAAAGCAUCUGUACCAGAAAACUGGGCUGGAACAGACUAUCUUGGCGCAAAUAUCCACUGUGUCAAGCCUCAGAACUACGGAGAGAUCUUGAACCGUAUGAAGGACCGCAUCGAUGGCGAGCUCAAUAUCCAUUGGUGCAAAACAGACCUGACUCGGUUCGGUGCUCCUAAUUACUCCAACCGAUUUGGAUAUCUCAAGAGAGACUAUUCUUUCGAAGAGCUGAGGACAUGCUGGCAUGACAUACAGAAAGCAAAGGCCAAUUUAUUCCAGUUGAGGGCCUCGGAGCUUCGCUGGACUGCUGAUAUGUUGGAAACAAAUCCGGAUAUCCUAAAACGCACACUGGACCCGGCACAGGAAUUUCGGCCAAAUACUGCACACAUAGUGUCGAGAUUGCGGCAUACCGCCGAUGCCAUCAUACGAACCCCGGCCAAAAAAUUCAUCUUCUCAGAACACUUUAGUUAUGACUUCUUGGCGAUUAUUCCGUUCGACUCGGCCUUGGACCAACUGUUGCAUAUGAUGCAAAAACAUGGUAUCAUAGAAGGUGAUCAGGUUGCGGCGAGCAAAACGAUCGUUUUAGCUGGUGCCGCUUCGCACCCAUCUUCUAUCAUCAAUUCUGUUCGAAUUGUUAUUGAUGGAAUGCCGAAAUUCUAUAUCUCACCCCCGGAGGCGGCAGAGCAAAAAGCCGAAUUUGCGUGGAGGAAUGCAGCCAACAAAGAUGGCGAUCUUCUUCGAACGGCGAAUACUCCGUGGUCUGAACCAUGUGAUGCAAAUGAACGAGUUUCUUUAGAGGGACCCUAUUUUACACCGUUCAAAUAUGGUGGUAACAAAAGUUACUGGCGGCCACCAGCCCUUCAUUUAGAUCUUCAUCAUGAGAUGGAGAAAGAAUGGCUCGUCAGUUUUGUCGAGGUCUAUCGGUACUUGAAAAACUUGGAUGGGUAG